AUGUACUCCAUCCGCUUGCUACCACUCUCUGGGUCGUCCUCCACAGAAUUGGAGCUUCCACCUGAUGCCUCCAUCGGUGAGGUGCUGCAAAGAGCUCGUGCCUCCCUCGGCUGCGACCCAAAGACUCGGCUGCAGCUGCUUUUCGAAGAUCGGCUGCUACAGAUGCAGGAGACCUUGGCCACCCUGGGCCUACCGGACCCUCCCUUUCAGGUGGAUCUGCAGCUCCUGCAACAACCCAGGCUUGUGGAGCGCAUUGACAGGCAAACCUCUGACUUCCAGCGAGUUGAUGUCGGCAUCUGCGGGCAGCGGGAGGCUGGAAAAACAAGCUUCUUGAGCCAAUAUGUGGAUCACCGUUUCUACUCCGAUCGCUUCGGGAACGUCAUGCCCACGGUUCGCUUUGCGAACCUCCGGGUCGAGAAGGAGGACAGCAUGGUUCCCGUGAAGCUUUUCCUCUACGAUCUGCCUGGGUCUUGCGCCCAUUGGAAUGCUGGAGAAGAUCCUCGCAUGUUCCAGCGACAGGCCGCCGUCAUCUUCGUGGCGGACCUGGAGACACUGCGUCUGGAUGAGAUUCAGCGCUUGCUCGACAUAUCUGCGCCAAAGACUUUCUCGGAGAGAGUGCUGGUCGGCAACAAGGCUGAUGCUGCUGCUCCUGGGAACAGUGAAGAGGCCGAGGCUUUCGCCACGGCCCAGGGUUUGACGUACUUCGAGGCCUCUGCCAAAGAUCACGAGAGUGUAGACGUGGUUCUUCGGCACACCCUGCUUGCCGUGAUGGACAAGCUGGAACUACAUCUGACGCCUGUUGGCAGAAACGGCGCAGAUACGCCACCAGAGCGGUCGCGCUGUGAGGUGCUGCAAAGAGCUCGUGCCUCCCUCGGCUGCGACCCAAAGACUCGGCUGCAGCUGCUUUUCGAAGAUCGGCCGCUACAAAUGCAGGAGACCUUGGCCACCCUGGGCCUACCGGACCCUCCCGUUCAGGUGGACCUGCAGCUCCUUCACCUGCAACAACCCGGGCUUGUGGAGCGCAUUGACAAGCAAACCUCUGACUUCCAGCGAGUUGAUAUCGGCAUCUGUGGGCAGCGGGGGUCUGGCAAAACAAGCUUCUUGAACCAAUAUGUGGAUAAUCGUUUCCAUGCCGAGCGCGUUCUGAGCGUCAUUCCCGUGGACUUCAAGAUUACGAAUCUCCGGGUCGAGAAGGAGGACUGCAUGGUUCCUGUGAAGCUUGUCCUCUGGGACCUGCAUGGGUUUCACGACACUUGGAAUGGAGUACGUGCUACAAUGUUCCGGCGGAAGUCCGCCAUAAUCUUCGUGCUGGAUCUGGAGACAAUGCAGCUCGAUGAGAUUCAGCACUUGCUGGACAUAUCUGCGUCGGAGACUGUCUCAAAGAGAGUCCUGGUGGGCAACAAGGCGGAUGUUGCUGCUCCAGGGAACACUGAAGAGGCCGAGGCUUUCGCCACGGGCAAGGGUUUGACGUACUUCGAGGCCUCUGCCAAAGAUCACGAGAGUGUAGAAGUGGUUCUUCGGCACACCCUGCUUUCCGUGAUGGACAAGCUGGAACUAGAUCUGACGGUUUUUCGCUCGGACCGAGCAUUGGCCCCAGACCCACCGUUUCAGCGGUCGCGCUGCGCCUUGCAAUAG
This is a messenger RNA of Symbiodinium sp. CCMP2592, 1635 nucleotides long. The record is from the annotation of a GenBank genome assembly. Lineage: Eukaryota; Dinophyceae; Suessiales; Symbiodiniaceae.